CAGCAUUAAUACUAUACUGGCAACUUAUUUUAGUGACGGUUAGAUUGGAGUCUAACCAUCUCCCCACGCAAUACAGUGCGAUACUAUGAUUCAACUCCACUCUAUCUGCAAGAUCAAACUCCCAUCCAUAAAGUGCAUUGUAGGAGUUUUUGGACAAGACCUACUUCAUAAUAGCGAUGAAACGUCUCAGGCCUUGGACAUCUAGAUAACUUUCCAAUGGAGUGUGUGUUUUGACUUUGAAGACUGAAGAACAUCAUGGCCAAAGAUAGUCUGAUCAAUCAAACCGUAGAAUCCUUAGGCUGCCAUCUUAGCUGGCCCGAGCUGCGUGGCUGUGUGGCAGAUAAGCAAACUCUCCUUCGAGAGCAAGGAAUCCUUGCCGGUGACGACUGGGACUACAACGACCGUCCCACCUACUACACGGCCGUCCGGAAUCUGCAGGGAUUCGUAGCCUUCCACCUGAGUGACUACCAAAAGGCCCUGGGGUUCUUUAACGAUGUCUUGGACAAGGACAAGAGGAACAUCAACGCCCUGGGAAACAUGGCUUUCUUGCACAAAAAGCUCUGCAAGAUGGACAAAUACAGACAGUACCACGGUCAGCUUACUGAAAUUUUGGCACUAACCUGUAACGCCGAGAGAGCCAUGGCCUAUGCGGACAAGGCCCAUGCAAUUCGUUUCCUCGAGCACAAACGUUGUUUCAGGUACAUGAGGUUCAUCGAGAGAGCAGUGACCAUAGGAAGGGAGUGCGAUGGCCCACAGAGAGCAGAAUGGCUCUUCGACUAUGCUUUAGCUUUGUACAAGCGGGACUUUCAUAUGCUGUACCUCAGACAACUCGCCAGUGAAGCUCUUUUUGUGCCCGAGCAUUCCGAGUGGUACUCUGAAGAGCGGAUCUCAAAUGGAUUUAAAGAGGCCUGCCGAUUUUUCCUAGAAGUAGCACGCAACAGUACCUCCAGGGAUUACCAAGCUUUGUCCUGGGUGUUCUUGGGGAUCCUUGUCAAUCACGACCCGGAACACAGAAGCAUCGCCAAGGCAUUCAUUGAUGAACCGGACCUCCAGGACCUAACAGCAGAAAAGUGCUUCGAGAAGGGUUUGGAGAUGCUCCCAGAACAUGCCGUUCUAAUCCGUAGGGUAGGUUCUGAAUAUGUCAAGCUAGGAAAUUACGAAAAGGCCAGGCCCUUGCUGGAGAAAUCCCUCAGUAAAACCAGAUCACAAUUUGUCUAUCGAUUUCGAGCGCUCAUGUUCUUAGGUAUGUAUGAAAGAACCACGGAUAAACAGACUGAUCAGGCAAGGGAAUUCCUUCAGAAGGCUAUCGAAGAUUUCACUUGCGCUAUCGAAAUGAGGAAGUACCCAGCUGACUACUCAGACCUGGGGUACGUUUACUAUCUCCUUGGAAAUAUUGACGAGGCAAUAUCCAAUUUUCCCCACGCAAUUGACAGCGAGCACGACCAUUUCUUCGACCCGGUGCAGACCCACAAGCGAUGGGCCAAGUGCCUGGAUGAGCUGAACGACCAAGAAGGAAGCCGUCUACAGCUUGAGGAGGCUGAAAAAAUCCGGGAGGAGAUCUUGAAGACACCCCUCGCCGAAGAUCACUCGGUCGACUUCAACGAUGACUUCGACUACUACAGCACCGUGGAGAAACUGGGCUACGUGCGUAUCCUUGAGGACUACCACUUCGUAGCACCUCCGCCACCGAACACCAAGCAGAACAGGACGCAGCGCAAGUACCCUUAUGACUUCUUCGUGUGGCACGCGGACAGAGACAGUCGAUGGACCGAGGUCUUCGUCCACAAGUUGGAGUCAGAGCACGGACUCCUGGGCUGCAUGGAGCAGCGAGACUUUCACUUGGGAAGGAGCGUCCUUAAUGAGUUCCUGAGGUGUCUGAAGGAGAGCUACAAAUUCGUGAUCGUCCUUACUCCCCAUCCCUCGAGUCCCAGUUGUGAGGGCACUGUCCCAAGGGGCGAGGGGUGGGAGUCCUACGUCAUCGACCAGGCGGUCUUCGAGGGCAACAAAUGCGUCAGAGGGCAUCUUCGGGAGUACAUCCUGCCCGUCUUGCUUCGAGAUUGCAACAUACCCGAAACGCUCCAGACGGUUAACGCCAUCAAGUGCAAAGAGGGCCAGAUUCUGAAGGAACAGUGGGUCGACCUGGUGCAGAAACUCGCCCAAGAGGUCUAGUUCGGAUGCUUCCUUGGAGAAAGUAUCACCAGCGGCGUUGGGUUGGGCGAUGGUUAGGUGCAAAGUGUUUGGUUAGGAAAACCGUGAUACCAUUUUCUGAUUGAUGGAUGUACCGCCCUCUAUCCUCAGGCAUCUCAUUAUUGCACUGGUCUGGCGCGAAAUAGAAGUAUGGCGCCCUCUUUCCAAUAAAUUAGUUCAGUGUUUCCAGACUUCCGCACAUGACAAGGCUGAUACGCUUGAACUGAAUUUAAUACCCAUUACUUCUCCCCACAACUGUGAUUCAUCAACUGUAAUGUCAAAAAUAACUGUGGGCUUCUGCACUUAAAAAAAGGGUCGACAAAUAGGUUUAUUAUGUAAACCAAUGUUUGUCAACACCGUAUAACAACUGCCGUCACUCUUUGGCAAAUUCUUCCCAAUAGUUGGUCAAUGUGUACCCGAAAACACCAACAUUGGUAAUUAAGUGUAUACCAAGGUUGGGCAAAUAACAUUGCCCAACACAGUUUUGUACCAAACUUUUUUGACAGUGCAACAAAAUAAGGACUAAUCCUUUCAUUGGAUUUUUUUUUUGAUUUCGGGGUGUUAUAGACCUCAGCGCCAUUGGACCCCAAAAAAAUCAUGACGUCAUCAAAGUGUAGCCAAGCCGUACGUCCGUUAGUGGUCCUGGAAACAUGAUUCAGAAAAAAGGAAGCCAUUUUCCUUCAGUCACGAUUGUAGACUGGGAUAAAAUCGACCAAAAUAAAAGUCAACAUGAUUCCGGGCAAAGUUCGUGCAGGAGAAACGCGUCACAUUUCCUUCCUUUGUGUACUUAGCAAACUGACAGACGCACAACC
Patiria miniata (bat star) is the source of this 2999-nucleotide messenger RNA. RefSeq lists its product as uncharacterized. The record is from RefSeq and is a predicted model, not a curated record. The coding region runs from base 256 to 2169 and encodes 637 amino acids. Gene Ontology annotation, biological process: signal transduction. The transcript has a single exon. NCBI's taxonomy places the organism in Eukaryota, Metazoa, Echinodermata, Asteroidea, Valvatida, Asterinidae. Gene Ontology annotation, molecular function: protein binding.